AUGCAGCCCAAGAACGCGAGGCUUUACUACAAGAAAAUGUCCCAGGUCAAUCAGGAAUUUGCGCAGCGCAUUAAAGCCAUCCGUGAUGCCAGCACUCUAGAGGUUCCUGAUAACUUCAUAGACACCAUCAAUCGCUGGACCCUGGAGUCAGUCUCCGUCAUGGCAUUGGACAGGCAGUUGGGACUGCUGAAGGAGUCGAACAAAAGGAUCGAAGCCACAAAGCUUUUCCACCUCUUGGAAGAUUUCUUUAAAGUAUUGGCAUAUAUUGAUGAGGCGGUAGAGCGAUUGGAGAAGGAAGCCAAAGAGGGUGUUGUCCGUCCUGAGAACGAGCAGAGUGUACUGGAAAAGCUGCUCAAGGUCGACAAGAAGGUGGCCACAAUCAUGGCCAUGGACAUGCUAAUGGCCGGAGUUGAUACCACCUCUAGCACAUUUACAGGGGUCAUUCUCUGCCUUGCCAAGAAUCCCGAAAAGCAGGCCAUACUCCGAGAGGAGGUGAUGAAGAUACUACCCACAAGGACUCGGAUUUCACGGAGGAAUCCAUGA
Drosophila miranda is the source of this 543-nucleotide messenger RNA. RefSeq names its product probable cytochrome P450 12a4, mitochondrial. The record is from RefSeq and is a predicted model, not a curated record. Gene Ontology annotation, molecular function: monooxygenase activity; heme binding; oxidoreductase activity, acting on paired donors, with incorporation or reduction of molecular oxygen. The transcript is spliced from 3 exons. NCBI's taxonomy places the organism in Eukaryota, Metazoa, Arthropoda, Insecta, Diptera, Drosophilidae. The coding region runs from base 1 to 543 and encodes 180 amino acids.